AUGACGCGCCGAGCGAGCGGAAAGCUCACCCCACAAAUUCCGCUCCACCCUUGUCUAGCUUCCGAGGUACGAGAGUAACUGCCGAGCGGAACGACGACAUCAAUCUUCGCACAUCAGGGAGUGAGUAUCGAAUAUGCCGGCGCUGAAGUUUGUGAGAUCCGUCUGGGAAUCAUUCCGAGCCAACUCCGGCUUGGAGCCAAGGCUUCUAGACGGUCUCCGCGUGACCUCAGCAGUCCCAGGACGCGUCAAGUUUGAGCUAGACAUUCAGAAAGAGCAUACAAACCGCCUCAACAUCCUCCACGGCGGAACCAUAGCUAGCAUGGUCGACCUCGGCGGCUCCCUAGCAGUAGCCUCACGUGGGCUCUUCGCAACCGGCGUAUCCACCGAUCUAAACGUAACCUACCUCUCCUCCGGCGGCAAGAUAGGCGACUUGAUCAAGGCCGAGGUGACGUGUGAUAAGUUCGGGAAAACACUCGCUUUCACAUCCAUCAAUUUCAGCAAUAACAAGGGAGAGAUCUUCGCACGGGGAAGUCAUACCAAGUACGUUGCGUUGGCUUGGAAAGAUCCCAACAAUAUCGUUGAGGAGCUAUCGCCUAAGCCUGAGAAGAAGGAGUAGAGGCACAGAUACGGUGAUUAUGAUAGGUCACGGUGCAUAUCCUUUAAUAGGACAUGAUGUCUGCUCAUAGCACUAUGAAUACAUACGUCUGGUCCUGGGCCUGGCGGCCCGGGAUGAGCCGCUAUUGAAAAUCUCAUCGAAUUGUUGGAAGGUCAAACGAUGAGGUCUUUC
Molecule: messenger RNA, 787 nt
Organism: Alternaria rosae
Lineage: Eukaryota; Fungi; Ascomycota; Dothideomycetes; Pleosporales; Pleosporaceae
Product: acyl-coenzyme A thioesterase-like protein 13
Exons: 7
Coding region: 134-616 (160 amino acids)
Molecular function (GO): fatty acyl-CoA hydrolase activity
Source: RefSeq, a predicted model, not a curated record